AUGACGACGAAUCUCAUUCAAGCGAGAAUUGAUCAGAUUUUGAAGUUUAUGACGCCAGCAAAGCUUAAAUUCGUCAAUUGUCACAUGGUGAACUACUUAACGGAUGAUCAUUGGACAAAUUUUAUUCCGAAAUCGAUACGAGACGAAGUCAUCAACGGUGAAAAUGACAAAACUCAGGAGCUUUUGGAGAAAUUUAUGUCUUCCAAAGAAGGAUAUGACGCGGAUUUAGAUGAUUUUCCGCACACAAAAGCCUUUGUAGAAGAGACACAAAACUUUACAUUAGCUGCGAUGAAGGAAAUUUGCUUGGAUUUGACUGAAUUUCGAAAGGAAAUGACAAAAAUAGGAUUUCACAUGACAGACGAGCCUCCGUUGAAGAUCAAAGAUUUCAUGUCGGCGAAGAAAAAUCACGAAGUUGAAAUUACAGCAAGUCUUGUAAACGAUUUGUGCAAAAAUAUUGAACGAAUUUCGUCGGAAAAGCCCGUUAUCAUCGACGCUGGCGACGGAAAAGGAUAUUUGAGUAGCAUGUUGGCACUUCAAUACGGCAAAUUUGUGCUCGGCAUCGAUGCGAGCGAAAUUAACACCCAAGGCGCCGAAAAAAGGAAGCAAAAAAUGAGUCGUGCAUGGAAAACUCUCGUAAAAAAGGCAAAAAAUGAACAUAAUAACGCUUCUGAGAAGGAAAUCACAAUUGAAGGAAAUUACCGUCCCGUUACCCAAUUCAUCGAUGAACGAACGGAUUUCGUUGAAAUGGCUCAAUCCAACUUUGAACAACCUUUUGAGACGUUUUUCCUCUCGGGACUUCACACGUGCGGUAAUUUAGCGUCAAAUUCCAUCAAAAUCUACCAAAAUAACCCGAAAAUCCGAGGUCUCUGCAACAUUGGUUGUUGUUACCACUUUCUAGUCGAAGAGUUUGGCGAAGAUGUUUUCGUGAACGAACAAAAGUACACAAUGAACAAAGACAGUAUCGGCUUCCCUCUGAGCUCGUAUGUGAAAAAAACAAAAAUUUUCCUUGGAAGAAAUGCUCGAAUGCAUGCUUCGCAGUCACUUUAUCGAUUUUUUGCGGAGAAAUCGUUGCCACACCAAACGUUACAUUACCGCGCGAUGCUUCAAGUGCUGCUGGAACGAAAAUUUUCAACAGGGGAAUGCUCGAAAUGGCUCGUGGGAAAACUAAAAGCUACCAAUUUUGAGGAAUAUGUUAACCAAUCGUUCGAUAAAUUCAAGCAAGAACGCCCAACGAAAGAAUUAAUUGAAGAAAUUGAAGCGAAUUUCAAUGAAAAACUCGUUCAACUGCAACUUUUUUACAUUUUACGACUGUUUUUGGCACCAAUCACUGAAAGUCUCAUCAUUUUGGACCGUUUGUUGUUCCUUCGAGAGAAAGGAAUCGAAAAAAGUUUCAUUGUUGAGCUAUUUGAUAAAGUUGUUUCGCCGCGAUGUUAUGGAAUUGUCUCGUUAAAAAGUUGAAUAAAACACAGAAAAAAGUUGAUUUCUAAUUAUAGUUUUUCUCUUUAAUCAUAUAUAU
This is a messenger RNA of Culicoides brevitarsis, 1516 nucleotides long. Its product is annotated as probable methyltransferase-like protein 25. Bases 1 to 1458 code for a protein of 485 amino acids. The record is from RefSeq and is a predicted model, not a curated record. The transcript has a single exon. NCBI's taxonomy places the organism in Eukaryota, Metazoa, Arthropoda, Insecta, Diptera, Ceratopogonidae.